AUCCCAACUUCCUGUGCGAGAAGAGAAGUGUCUCCGUCGGUUUUCUUGACCAGGCCUACACACCCGUAGUUGGACGGGGAACGGCCCCAAUCAUGGUCCUGUGAUUGCUAAGAAGUCGGCUAAUUAACUUUUUGAAACCUUAAAGUCUGUGGAAAAGACACUACGUUUACCAAUUGAACCUGUUUUGCUAAACCGCUAGCUAGUCAGCUAACGUUAGCUAAGUUAGACGCAGUUAGCUGUUAGCCAAUCAAGCUUCACUAGAAUUGAUUACGUUCGGUGUCUAUUUCAAGAUGUCAAGUACGGGGUUCAACUCUCAGAAUGGGGCAGGAGGACAACCGUACGCUAAUGGUCCCUCACAGAAUCCUGUAGCACUGCACCCUUCUGGACCUGGUUACAACAUGGCCCACCAGCCUCCGUACAACCCAACGCAAGUCAAGGGCCCCAUGCCGCCUGGCCCUGGACUCUAUAACUCUGGGCCCUACCAGCCCGUCCCAUUAGUCGGCUCUUACCAGGCUCCUCCAGGUCAGCCUAUGUUACACCGGCCCUCUAUGGGACCGCCACAGCCCAUGACUCCCCCUCAAUCUGCCAGUCCUGGCCCCGGUCUCCGGAUGCCCCCAGCACAGGCCACCCCCCCACCCCCUGUGUCUGCAAACAGCUACUACCAGCAUCCCCCAUCCUGGCAGUAUGGCGCUCCUCCACCAAUAGGGGCUCCUCCUUCCAUGGCGGUGCCUCAGCAUGGGCCUGUAGCUAAUCACGUGACCUCCUCGCCCAGCCCGGCCCCGCCCCAGUUGUCGGUGGGUUACAACGCAGCACCUCCAGCCAUCCACAACACCAUGCAGCCCCUGGGGCCUCCCGCCACCCUCCAAGGAUACACCCAGCCAGGCUCUGCCCCUCCAAUGAACUCGAUGGUUGCUCCUCAGUCAUACCAGCCAGGUAUGAGAGUACCUAUCGCACCCCCACCCACUAUGAGACCCACACCACCCCCCACUGGAACACCCAAUGCUACCCCACCCCCUCCCUUGGUCCCCAAGACUGAUGGACACAUACAGACACCUGGUAAUGGCGCUCCAUUUCCCAACAGCUUAGAUCAUUUGGAGACGGGCCAUACAAUGACUGGCCCUGCCCCGCCGCCUGGCCCCCCUGCUCGACAUAUGGGUCAGUCAUACCCUGCUCUACCCCCAGGGUAUCAGAACACCUCUGCGCCCCCUAAUGCCUCUCCCAUGCAUCAUCCAAUGCAGACCCCAUCGCAGCCUUACAGCCAUGCACCUCAGCAGUACCAACAGACAUCAGCUGGUCCAGCUCAGCUGAGUCCCUCCCUGGCAGGAUUGAGUCUGCAGUCCCAGACCCCUGAGGCCCUGAGGGUGGUCAACCUACUGCAGGAGAGGAACCUGCUCCCCCCAGGCCCCAUCAGCCCUCCCACGCCCUGCCUUCCCCAGGACCUGCAGAAAAUCAACUGCCACCCUGAGGUCUUCCGAAGUACCCUGACGAGCAUCCCUCAGACCCAGUCUCUGUUAAACAAGGCCAAGCUUCCGCUGGGCUUGCUGCUCCACCCUUUCAAAGAUCUCACGCAACUGCCUGUGGUCACCUCCAGCACCAUAGUAAGGUGUCGCUCCUGCAGGACAUACAUCAACCCCUUUGUGAGUUUCCUGGACCAGAGGAGAUGGAAGUGUAACCUGUGCUACCGGGUCAACGAUGUUCCAGAGGAGUUCAUGUACAACCCAGUCAGCCGAUCGUACGGGGAACCGCACAAAAGGCCUGAAGUCCAGAACGCCACGAUCGAGUUCAUUGCACCCUCCGAAUACAUGCUGAGACCCCCCCAGCCAGCUGUUUAUCUCUUCGUGCUGGACGUGUCCCACAACGCCGUGGAAACGGGAUACCUAGAUGUCGUCUGUCAGUCACUGCUGGAAAAUAUCAACUCGCUCCCAGGGGACUCGAGGACAAAGAUUGGCUUCAUCACCUUUGACAGCACCAUCCACUUCUACAAUCUCCAGGAGGGUUUGUCCCAACCACAGAUGCUCAUUGUCUCUGACAUUGAGGAUAUAUUUUUACCAACACCCGACAGCCUUUUGGUGAACCUCGAUGAAUGCACGGAGAUGGUGCAGGACCUGCUGAAGAGCUUGCCCCAUAUGUUUGGUAAGACCAUGGAGACGCAGUCUGCUCUGGGCCCGGCCUUGCAGGCAGCCUUCAAGCUGCUGUCGCCCACCGGGGGGCGUGUGUCCGUCUUCCAGACCCAACUGCCCAACUUGGGUGUGGGAUCCCUCAAGUCCAGAGAAGACCCCAACCAGAGGGCUUCCGCCAAGGACAUCCAACACCUGUCUCCUGCCACUGACUUCUAUAAGAAGCUGGCCCUGGACUGUUCUGGACAGCAGGUGGCAGUGGACCUGUUCCUCCUGAGCUCCCAGUACUGUGACCUGGCCUCUCUAGGCUGCAUAUCCCGGUACUCAGCAGGAAGCGUCUACUAUUAUCCCUCCUAUCACCAGCAGCAUAACCCAGCCCAGGUAGAGUGCUUCCAGAAGGAUCUCAAGAGGUACCUGACCCGCAAGAUCGGCUUUGAGGCUGUCAUGAGGAUACGCUGCACUAAAGGUUUGUCCAUCCACACGUUCCAUGGGAACUUCUUUGUGCGCUCCACGGACCUGCUGUCCCUGCCAAAUGUGAAUCCGGACGCAGGCUUUGCUGUGCAGAUGUCCAUUGAGGAGAACCUGGUGGACAUGCAGGUGGUCUCCUUCCAGGCUGCGUUGCUCUACACAUCCAGCAAAGGAGAGAGGAGGAUCAGAGUCCACACCUUGUGUUUGCCUGUGGUCAACUCCCUGUCAGACAUCUUUGCUGGGGCUGAUGUCCAGGCCAUCACUGGUCUGCUGGCUAGCAUGGCUGUGGACCGCUCAGUUACGGCCAGUUUGAGUGAUGCCCGGGACGCCAUGACCAACGCGUCUAUAGACUCUCUGACGUCGUACCGCACCUCUGUGCUCACCAUCCAGCAGCCUGGCCUCCUGGCCCCUGCCUGCCUCAGGCUGUUCCCCCUCUACAUCCUGGCCCUGCUCAAACAGAAAGCCUUCCGAACAGGGACAAGCACCAAGCUGGAUGACCGCGUGUUUGCCAUGUGUCAGCUGAAGUACCAGCCCUUGGCCUAUGUGAUGCUGAUGAUCCACCCUGCGCUGUACCGUGUGGACGACCUGACCGAUGAGGGAGCCUUGAAUAUCAGUGAGCGCACCAUCCCCCAGCCCAGAGUCCAGCAGCUCUCUGUGGAGAAGCUGAGCCGAGAGGGGGCCUUCCUCAUGGAUGCUGGCUCGGUGAUCUAUCUCUGGAUUGGAAGAAACUGUAACCCCAACUUCCUAACCCAAGUCCUGGGGGUCCCAAGCUACCCUGCUGUGCCUCAGAACAUGACUAUGCUCCCGGAGUUGGACACUGCUGAGUCCCAAAGAACCAGGGCGUUUAUUGGCUGGCUGAGGGAACAGAGGCCUUUCUUCCCCAUCCUGCAUGUAGUCAGAGAUGAGAGCCCACUGAAGGCCAGCUUUAUGCAGAACAUGAUUGAGGAUCGGACAGAGUCUGCCUUAUCAUACUAUGAGUUUUUGCUCCAUAUCCAACAGCAAGUGUCCAAGUAAAUCCAGCGAAUGGAGUCAGUCUCGGGAACUGACAGGACUUCUAUCAGUGUGAGUGAACCUGUCAGGGACGGCUUCUCACAGCAUCUUCACUUUUGUUUGUCAUCACCUUCCCUGAAGAUCAUCCCUCAUAUGCAGACUUUCAAACAAAUCAACCCUUUUGUGGUAAACAAGACAUGGAUAGGUGACUAGACGAGGUGUGAUUUGGCUCCGUUCCCAGCGGGAAUGGUUUGACACCAGGGAAUUCGCGAUACGGUAUUAUGUGCGUCAAUGAUUGAGCAAAUCAGUGUUCAUUCUCAUAGAACAAUGCUUUUAAGAGGGAUGUCUUUUCAGCUACUGUUCUGGCUGUGGAGGUCUUGUUCUACAUGCCCAGUUUUUUUCUAAUGAAGUGAUAUUACGCGUCAUGCUAAAGGCCAUGUUUAGGAGAAUCUGCCUCUGCCUGCCUCUGACUUGUUAUGGGAUUUCACCUUGAGCGCAGGAAUACAGAAUAUCUCUGCUAAUGUGAGAGGAUAUUAAUCUAGCGAUUAUUGGUGAAGGACAGAAGUGCUUUUAUUUUGGUCAUUGUCGAACAAAUCUCUAGGCUUAAUGUAAAGUUUGAAGAUACCUUGUUAUAAUGUGCUGCCUUGAUUGUUAUUGACUAAGCGAUGGAACACUGUUUCAUCUCUGGAGUCUUCUCAGUUCGUCAAAGACUCUUACUCACACGUUCUCCUGUCUCUCUCCUCUUUUCUCGUGGACAUUCAAGACUUCUGAAGAUGUUGCUUCUUGGUUUUUGUUUAAUUUAUGAGAAUCCCGAUCUGAUUAAAUCCUGUAAUUGCCUUGUAUGGGAACUCACUUUUUAUUCAAACUCUGUUUAAAUACACACUAUAUAUGAAAUAUUUUAAUAUAAUAGGAUAUGGGAAAUUCUUUAACACAGACAUAACAAAAGCCAUUGUGAUCUUUUAAUCAUGCUUAUUGAUACUUGUAUAUUGAAGACUACAUCAUAAUGGUAAAGAAUUGUUGAUUUUAGUAUGAAAAUAGUAGGUGAAAUGAUACUAAGAAAAUAAAUGUUUGGAACUUUUUAAACCUUGUUUUGGUUUGUCAUGGAUGAGCAGGAGUACGAUUAACAUGGAUGUUGUCUCAAAUUAUAUUCCAUUUUGUACUUUGUUCUGUUAUCUUGAUGCUAUUUAACUGGGGGGGAAAUGUCAUAACUGUGAUAAUUAGGGUGAAAAGCAAUAGAAGCCUGUCAGGAAAUUAUAUCAGAAAUUAAGGAAUAAAUAGCAUCAGUGUGGUUGGUGUUAUUGAUUUAAUUCAUAUUGAAGUCAAUUUGUUUUUCUACAUUUAAAGCCAGCAGACGUUGGUGUUAUCUAUAGUUUAACAUUUGUGCAAAUGUCCAGUAUAAAUUCUAGUUCAAAAUUUUUGCAGUUAUGUUUAUUUAAUAGGAUCUUAGAUUUAGAAAGGUCGGGCACAUGCAAUUUAAAUUGUUGUUGGAUGGAGAAUACGCUGUCCUCCAAGCUAAUUUGUACCGUGAAAUUAUUCCUGAUUGAGCAAGAGGAAUGAUGAGCAGAAGUUCAUUGGAGGGCACAUCUCGUCAGCUACUAAAACCUACUGCGGAAUUGCUGUGGCGAGGAAAGGUUGUAUUCAAAGUUUGGACAUAACUACAUUUGAAGGGAUUAAAAACUAUGGUAGGCCUGCGAGUAAACAUUCCUUGUGGUGAAUAAAGUACUUUGUACGUUUUCAUGUGAAUUCUAAAAGGGAACAUGGUUCCAUUCAAUAGAACUCCUUAGUUGCCUACCUUUCUCUUGUUAGGAGUUGUCACAUUUAACAGAAUGACAUUCAACAAUAAUAAAGAAAAGGUAGAGAGCAUG
Messenger RNA from Esox lucius (northern pike), 5440 nucleotides. RefSeq names its product SEC24 homolog A, COPII coat complex component (gene sec24a). Gene Ontology annotation, cellular component: endoplasmic reticulum exit site; COPII vesicle coat. Gene Ontology annotation, biological process: COPII-coated vesicle cargo loading; endoplasmic reticulum to Golgi vesicle-mediated transport; intracellular protein transport. The transcript has 23 exons. Bases 291 to 3599 code for a protein of 1102 amino acids. Gene Ontology annotation, molecular function: zinc ion binding; SNARE binding. Lineage: Eukaryota; Metazoa; Chordata; Actinopteri; Esociformes; Esocidae. The record is from RefSeq and is a predicted model, not a curated record.